AAGUAGCCGAACAGGAAGUCAAUGCGUAGCUCCACGUGAGUACUGAAGUGGAGACUACGAUCGGCCAACAUGGGGAAAGACAGGACUAAAAACCAAAAGAAGUUGAAGGCAACAGCAAAACACAAUGCAGAAGAAACGUAUACGGCUGUUCCCCACUCCUUUGUCUUCCAUCGUGGGCAAGUUGGAAAAAAUGUGCAGCAACUGAUCCUGGAUCUCAGGCGGGCGAUGGAACCCUUUACUGCUACCUCGCUUAAGGUUCGAAAGAAGAAUACCUUGAAAGACUUUAUUGCUGUAGCAGGACCCCUAGGAGUGACCCAUUUCCUCAUCUUCAGCAAGACAACUGAAAAUGUCAAUUUUAAAUUUGUACGUUUGCCCCGUGGACCAACAUUGAAUUUCAAAGUGACAGAGUACUCCUUGGUAAAAGAUGUGGUGUCUUCUCUGAAGAAACAUCGAAUGCACGAGCAGCAGUUCACCCACCCUCCCCUACUUGUACUCAAUAACUUUGGCAACCAGGGUAUGCAGGUUAAGCUGAUGGCCACCAUGUUCCAGAACAUGUUUCCCUCAAUUAAUGUUCACAAGGUAAACCUGAAUACCAUUCGGAGAUGUAUCCUUAUUAACUAUAAUGACGACACUGAGACACUUGAUUUCAGACAUUUCAGUGUGAAAGUGGUCCCAGUUGGAAUGAGUAAGGGUAUGAAAAAGCUUCUCCAGGAGAGAUUUCCAAACAUGAGUCGUUGGGAGGACAUCAGUGAGCUGUUGGUCAAAGGAGCCAAUCUAUCAGAAAGCGAGGCUGAGCAAGAUGGAGAUCACAAUAUCACAGAACUGCCCCAGGCCUACGCUGGACGAGGAAACAUGAAGUCCCAGCAAAGUGCUGUCCGUCUGACAGAGAUUGGCCCAAGAAUAAAAUUACAGCUGGUGAAGAUUGAAGAGGGUUUAAGUGAUGGCAAAGUUUUAUACCACAACUUUAUCAAAAAGACGGAAGAAGAGAUUAAGGCCAUGUUGGAACGAAAAGAGAACAAACUGCGAGAGAAGCAUGAGAGAAAGAAGAAGCAGGAGGCCGAUGUAGAGCGUAAAACCCAGCAAAAGGAAGCGCAUAAAAAACGCAGCUUAGCUGGAAUAAAGCGGAAACAAGGAGAAGAUGGUGACAGUGAUGCGGAGGACCCUGGUCUUUCUGGAGAGAAUGAUCCGGCCAACAUACCAGAGGACGAUGAUGCAGAGUAUUACCGUCAGGAAGUUGGAGAGGAGCCUGAUAAAGAUCUCUUCCUCCAUGGCAGUAAAAGAAGGCCUUCGCACACCCAAAAAUCAGGUCCUCCAAAUAAGAAAUUUAAAGGAUCCAGAGGAUUCAGGGAAGAGAAUCGGGAUGCUCGCUCUCCCGGGGGUCAGACAAAACAUCCAAAGUUCAAGCCUCCCUUCCGCAAAGACAAAACAAGCCCCAAGCCCGGAAAAAAUAUGAAGGGGAUGAAACAUUUCAAAAAUCCAGAGUGGAAAAAAGGGCAGAGAAGCCCAAGGCCAUCUGGCAAUAAAAACAGCAAGGGAUUCAAAAAAACUGGGUCAUUUGGUUCCAAGAUUCCCAGACCUGGGCAAAAGCCACAGAUGGGUUCACGGCACAAAAUGGCAGGCCGAACGGGUAAACCUAACACACAUAAGAAAAAGAGGCAAUAAAGGGACGGCACACUAUUUCUGUAAAUAUUAGUCUUGGAAAUGCUCUGGGCAACAAAAACAUUAAAAUGUUUUCACUGUCAUGAAA
Pelobates fuscus (common spadefoot toad) is the source of this 1747-nucleotide messenger RNA. RefSeq names its product peter pan homolog (gene PPAN). Gene Ontology annotation, molecular function: rRNA binding. Bases 70 to 1662 code for a protein of 530 amino acids. Gene Ontology annotation, cellular component: preribosome, large subunit precursor. Gene Ontology annotation, biological process: ribosomal large subunit assembly; rRNA processing. The record is from RefSeq and is a predicted model, not a curated record. Lineage: Eukaryota; Metazoa; Chordata; Amphibia; Anura; Pelobatidae. The transcript has 12 exons.